AUGCAAUUGUACCUCGAGUUGGACGCGGCGUGCGACGCCGAACAAGCCCAUAGCGCAGCGCAGGUCCGCAGCGCCCUCACCAAGUGCGCCAUGGACAAGCAGCUGGUACCGCUGCAGCCAUUCGAACGCGCGGGGUUUCACCGCCUUGUGGACGAGUUCUGGCUCGCAGAGGUACCGUGGCACGACCCGAGUGUCGUGAACGAGUACCUUGGUGGAUGCACGCGGCCUGUCCAGGACAUUCAGGCGAUGUAUCAUGCGUUCCGAGACGAAUGCUCAACGUCGCUGGCGUCGACGUGGGCGUGGGAGGCGUGGCCAUGGGAGUUUGAGUGGGAUUGGGGCGGGCUCGAGGCUGCUGCUCCUGCUGCGUCCCGCUACACGCCCCCCUCGAUGAUGUCGAGGAGUAGCAGUCCCAUGAGUACCCCGACACUUUGGGAAAAACAGGGGCAGCUCAAUCUCGGUCAUUUCGGACUCGGCGACCGAGUCGUGCAAAAGAUGGGCCAGUAUCUCGAUCAGUCGUCGUCCCGGCGCCAGCUCAAGACGCUCGUCCUCUCGGACAACGCCAUGUGCGACAAGGGGUGUGUGACCAUCCUCCACGCGAUCACGCAUUCGCAACAUGCGCUCGUCAACUUGGACCUGAGCCACAACCGCAUCCACGCAAACGGUGUCGCAGCGCUGUCAGACGCCGUGCAGUCGCCCAAAUGCCAGCUGCAAACGCUCAAGCUAUCGAAAAACAACAUCGGAGACCUCGUCGGUCGCGCGCUCCUCACAGCCCUAGCCAAUAACCUGACGAUCCAAUCGCUGGAUUUGUCCGAGAAUAGCCUGCAAGCAUGUGGACCGGCGAUCGCUCUCCUGCUCCGGUCGCACUCGAAGCUGCGACACUUGGAUUUGGGUUGGAAUUUGCUCAGGGGGACUCAUGCCGUGGCUAUAGCUGGGAGUUUGGGUGACAACAAUGCCCUCGAGUCGUUGAAUGUGUCGUUCAAUUCGUUUGGCGAGGUCGGACUCAUGGCGUUGGCGCACGCGCUUCCUCGAAACGGCGCGUUGCGGGUCUUAAACGUCGGUCACAAUAGUAUCCACGCCCUGAAAGACUUGAGUAAGUUUGUCAAGCUACUCCGGGCCAACAUGAGUUUGCAGUCGCUCGUGCUCAGUGGGAACCCGUUUGGAGAUGCUGUCGUGGCGUCUCUGCGGAAACUCAACCGCGAAAUCGACCCAGCCAAUCCUACAUCCCCCCCGCCGUCGUCGACGCAAACGUUUCUGCAUAUUGCCCUGGAAGGAUGCACACUGACAACGAGCUCGACGUACACGCUGCCAACUGCUGAUGAAGACAGCUCUGUCGUGGAAUCCAUCAUCAGAAAACUAGCGCAUCCUCCCAACGUGAGUGUGGAGGGGGCGAAGAUGAGAUCACCUCUGAGCUCGUAA
This is a messenger RNA of Aphanomyces astaci, 1416 nucleotides long. RefSeq lists its product as hypothetical. The transcript has a single exon. Bases 1 to 1416 code for a protein of 471 amino acids. Gene Ontology annotation, molecular function: protein binding. NCBI's taxonomy places the organism in Eukaryota, Oomycota, Saprolegniomycetes, Saprolegniales, Verrucalvaceae. The record is from RefSeq and is a predicted model, not a curated record.